UGUUGUGUCCAUGGUGUCGUCGUUCGUCGUCUCUUUAAAAAAUAUAUUUGCCUUGAGCUGCCUUGAUUUUAAUUAAAACCGUACUCGAUUUUUUGAGUUUGUGUCUUGCUUUUCGAUUUGACAUGGUUUACGAAACAUCUUCUCACUUAAGUAAACAGAAACAGUAAUAUCAAUUUUUGAAAACACCAUGAAAAAAUCUGGUGGAAAACAAACCAGAAAGUACGUUCCUAUAUCGAAUUCAGAGUUGGUAAAAGGAGAAAUUUUACUGCCUGGGCGACAUCCAUGCUCCUGUGAAGCAACCAAACAUGAACUUGUUAAUAACUGCCUGCACUGUGGACGUAUUGUCUGUGUACAAGAGGGAUCUGGGCCGUGUUUCACAUGUAAAAAUUUGGUUUGUACACCAAAAGAACAAGAAAUGAUAGCACGCCAGUCCAAAGCUGGGUUCAAAUUGUAUACUAAGUUGAUGAAUCUAGAGAAUGCUAGUAUAAUUGAUGAUAUUUCACGCCAGAAUUAUGAUUCAAAUUUAAAGUCUGCAAUUGAUCAUAGGAAUAAACUACUUGAGUACGAUAAGACAGUAGAAAAGAGACUCAAAGUCAUUGAUGAUGAAAAUGAUUUUUUCCAAGUUGAUAACAAAUGGCUAUCCAGCAAUCAACGGAAAAUUUUAAAUGAAAAGAAAGAAGAAUAUGAUGAGCUUCUUCUUAAUCGUCAAAAGACCAAGUUUACAUUCGAUUUUGCUGGUAGGAAAGUUGUUGAAGAAAAUCCUAAUAUAGACAUAGACGUAGAUAAAUUGUUGGAGUCGGACACAAGCAUAUUUGAAUGUGAAGACCCUACAAGUAUUGACCUUCCUACGGAUUUCAAUCCAGUGUAUGAAGAGUCAAAUAUUGGAAGAAAAAAGUAUUAUGAAAUCAAGGAUGCUCAAGAAGUGAAGCCUUCAGUUGCAAUUAGAAUCCAAGAUCGUGAAUUACAAGAAAUGUCAGAUGAAGGCUGGUGCCUUAGUUUACACCAACCAUAUGCAUCUCUUGUUGUUUCUGGGAUAAAGAAACAUGAAGGCAGAGUUUGGUAUACAAGUUAUAGAGGGCGCCUCUGGAUACAUGCAGCUGGGAAGGUACCCACAAAGCGAGAAAUAUCAGAUAUUGAAAAUCUUUAUCGUUCAAAUAUUGGUAACUGUAAGUUUCCUGAGAGUUAUCCUGCUGGUUGCUUAAUUGGCUGUGUUGAUCUUGUUGAAUGUUUGCCCCAAGAAGAGUAUGAAAUACAGUUUCCAAAAGGUGAAAUAGCUUCUCCAUAUGUUCUUUUGUGUGAAAAUGCCCAUGAAUUAAUGAUAAAGUUUCCAAUGAAAGGAAAGCAUAAAUUAUUCAAACUUGAAAGCAAUAUUCACCAGGCUGCAAAGAAAACAAUAAGAAAAAGCAUGUAAAUUUGAGAAUUAUGUUAAUGUUUGCAAAAACUUAAAUAUAUACUUUUGAAUAGAG
Uloborus diversus is the source of this 1466-nucleotide messenger RNA. RefSeq names its product activating signal cointegrator 1-like. The transcript is spliced from 9 exons. Gene Ontology annotation, cellular component: nucleus. Gene Ontology annotation, molecular function: zinc ion binding; transcription coactivator activity. Gene Ontology annotation, biological process: positive regulation of DNA-templated transcription. The record is from RefSeq and is a predicted model, not a curated record. The coding region runs from base 188 to 1411 and encodes 407 amino acids. NCBI's taxonomy places the organism in Eukaryota, Metazoa, Arthropoda, Arachnida, Araneae, Uloboridae.